GGUAAACACAGCUGUCACAUCGGGCCGCUAUUCUCGACGGAUCAAUACUGUUAUCAGAGCGUAGGUGUUUAUGCGCGUAGUACACACACAGCCGCGCACCGAUGAGGUCGCUCGCGAUAACGUAAACGGGAAAUGUGAAUGAUGCCACUUCCCGAACUGUUGAAAAGGGCCUCGAGCUACUUCCUAGGACUGGAGUUCGAGGACUAUGAAGAACUGCCGGAUUAUGUCGACAAUGAAAUAUUAUUCUGCAAAAACAACGUGUGCGUACAUCCUCCAACAGUCGCGAGGCAUGAGCUCGAUGUGAUCCACCAUCCAGGCUAUCUAACUGUCACUACCAAGGUAUUUACAGAUCAACAUAACAAUUCCAAACGACCCACGCUAUUCUUAAAUUGGAUACCUAAUUCUACGCUCAAGAAAUGCCCUUCAGCCGUAGAAACAAGCCCGAGCGAUGAGUUGGGACUGCGUAAAACUACCAAAGAAACAAAGCCAAAUGACUCAAAUAAGAAGAUCGAUUCUAACAACGAAAACGCAUUUUCAGACUCGUCAGAAACAACUAGUAUUAAUUCUAACUCCGACAAACAUAGUAUUAAGUCUAACGAUACGCGAUACACGCAUAACGAACCUACGCAAGAAGAUUUGACAUCCAGCUCAAAACCUACGGUAAAGACCGUUGGUUCGGCCAAAGAUAGCGUUUUCGGGAGUUUUGAGAAAGAUGAAAACAAGGAAGAUGUGUUUAUGUUUGAUAAACACGUGAGGUCGCAGUCUAUGACGUCAGUCAACAUAACUAUUGCUAAUCCGACCGUCGAAAACAUCGAUUUGACUCCUGACUCGAUGUCUGGUGACAAGUUCAUAAGGUCUCUCUCCAUGAGCUCGUGUGAUGAAGGCAACCCCAAUUGGAUGAGCACUCCUGAGUUUCUGGCGCUGAAGCAUAACCUGGUGUUUCCUGAGAGUGUGCAGAGCUCACCGGUACCACAGAGACGCGCGCCGAUUAAAUGUCGAAGGUUCUCAGUGGAUCUGAGCCAGAUGCGAUCCCUGCGACUGUUCUUCAACGACGACAACUGCACAUGCGGGCAGCUGGUGGUCGCGUCCCGCGAGUCGCAGUACAAGAUCCUGCAUUUUCAUCAUGGCGGGCUGGAUCACCUGGCGCAGGUGCUGCACCGGUGGCAUUCGUUGUUGCACAACAUCAGGCGGGCGCCGGGAUCAGAAGAGCCUAAUUUACCGUAUCGACAUUUCAUGGUCUGCCGUCCCGAAGUACAAAAAUCAGAGCAGCAUCCCGAAGAAGGAAAGAUACCGAAAAUUACGCCGGAAAUAUUUUAUGGGAAAGUCAUGAAUGGCAAGGGAUUGAUAGAAGAUGACUUGUUCCUGAGAAAAGGCGUUUUCUUUGGAGGUUUAGAUAAGGAGUUACGAAGAGAGGUUUGGCCGUUUUUGCUUCACUGUUACCCGUAUAAUACUACUUAUGACGAACGGGAAAUUAUUCUUCAGUUAAGGACUAGAGAAUAUGAAGAAAUUACUCGGAAAAGGCUGGAGAAGAUGACCCCGGAGCAAUACGCACUGUUUUGGAAGAACGUGCAGUGCGUAAUUGAGAAAGACGUAGUGAGGACGGAUCGGGGGAAUCCAUUCUUUGCCGGCGAAAACAAUUAUAAUGUAGAGAUUAUGAAGAAUAUUUUGCUGAAUUAUGCUGUAUAUAAUCCUGUUUUAGGCUAUACGCAAGGCAUGAGUGACUUGUUGGCGCCCGUGCUCUGCGAAAUCAAUUGUGAAGCAGAAGCCUUCUGGUGUUUCGUGGGGCUGAUGCAGCGAGCCAUAUUUGUGUGCACACCUACAGACAAUGAUAUGGACAUUAAUCUUAGUUACCUACGUGAAUUAAUAAGGAUAAUGUUACCGCAUUUCUACAAGCACUUGGAAAAGCAUGUGGACGCCAUGGAGCUUCUCUUCUGCCACCGGUGGAUAUUAUUAUGUUUCAAGCGCGAAUUCACCGAAGCCGUAGCGCUUCGCAUGUGGGAGGCGUGCUGGGCGAACUAUCAGACGGACUACUUCCACCUGUUCCUCUGCCUGGCCAUUAUAGCAGUGUACGCCGAUGACGUCAUCGCGCAGGGCCUCAAUACUGAUGAGAUGCUGCUGCACUUCAGUUCGUUAGCAAUGUACAUGGACGGGCAACUGAUCCUCCGCAAAGCGCGCGGCCUUCUGCACCAGUUCCGGCAGCUGGUGCGCAUCCCCUGCUCGCUGGCGGGCCUGUGCCAGCGCUGCGGGCCCGGCAUCUGGGACUCGGCGCACCGGCCCAGCGUCGAGUGCAACGGCGCACACGACUUCUGCAAAUACGCUGUACAGUAACUCUCUUCAGGUGACUAACCGACACGCAAAUUAGUUCUACAAACACGUUCUUAAAUCUUAGGGAGCUUGCCGUCGGUAAUGUACCUGCCGUCUGCCACUUCUUGGGGUGAUAUUCCACCUGUCCAAUUUGUAUUUUGUCUCCUCACAUUUUGCUUUAUAAGUUAGUGAGACGCAAUGACAUUAGACAGAUGGAAUACCACCCUUAGGUAUGUCUGGGUUUUACGAGUUGAGCACAAUGGCGAACAUUUAUUUCUGCAAAUUCUAUGAGUACCAUUUAUUAGCGGUACAGUACCAUUUUACCAUCGUAAAAGGUACUUUAUGUUAUGUGUUUUAGUACUCUGUACAAAACUUUGUUCAUGGAGAGCACUAAUCUUACCUACUCUACUAUUUGUAAAGCCACAAUGCCCAUUUAAUAUUUAGCGAUUAAUGUAUAUUUUUUUAAUCGGUUGCAUAAUAAAAAUUACAAGACUGCUUGUAGAUUUAUAUUGAUUAUUGAGACAUGCACAUCACAAUCAUGCUGCUGUACGUAUUACUAAAGUAAAUAAUAAUAACAAGCCAUUACUUUACACUUAGUUUAGGUUAUGAGUGUGGCCCAUAAUUUCCAAGAAUAUUUUUUUCUUGGUGGCGAUUUUUCGUUCCCAUAUUUUUCCCGUGGAAUUUCUUCGCUUUAUUAUACCUAGCGAAAGAUUCUAAG
Molecule: messenger RNA, 3022 nt
Organism: Cydia fagiglandana
Lineage: Eukaryota; Metazoa; Arthropoda; Insecta; Lepidoptera; Tortricidae
Gene: TBC1D16
Product: TBC1 domain family member 16
Exons: 7
Coding region: 139-2328 (729 amino acids)
Biological process (GO): activation of GTPase activity
Cellular component (GO): early endosome
Molecular function (GO): GTPase activator activity
Source: RefSeq, a predicted model, not a curated record